Plasmopara halstedii is the source of this 1167-nucleotide messenger RNA. Its product is annotated as FOG: Ankyrin repeat. The coding region runs from base 1 to 1167 and encodes 388 amino acids. The transcript is spliced from 3 exons. Gene Ontology annotation, molecular function: protein binding. The record is from RefSeq and is a predicted model, not a curated record. Lineage: Eukaryota; Oomycota; Peronosporomycetes; Peronosporales; Peronosporaceae.
AUGAACCUACUUCAAGGGAAGAGCAACCAAUACCUUCGCGAUGCCAUCUUGGAAGGUAGCGUGGAAAAAGCGCGGCGCUACCUAACUCUCAAGAUUGGCAAAGCGGAUGUGGCUGCACUCACCGAGAGCGGAGGCUUUACCAUGUUGCAUUGUGCCUGCCUCGUAGGGAAUACUCAGAUUGCCAUGAUGCUGUUGCAGUACGGGGCUGAUGUGCUCGCCCUCACAGAUGACGGCUACUCGGCGCUAGAUCUGGCCAUCUGGAAAGGCCACUUACAGAUAAUAGAGCUGCUGCGGUCUCAGGGCUGCGUAGCGCCUAUGAAAGAACCUGAUAGUCUCAACGGUAAAGUCAUUUCCCACCUGGGUCGUAAGGCCACUGUCGUCUUCUUUGAACCAAGCACUAGCAUACGGACGAGCAGCCUACGCGGUCUCUAUUAUGAAGAUAAAGGAGAGGCUAAGCUCGUAAACCUUUGGGCUGGGUUGGAUUAUAAAAUUGUCGGCUCAAAUCCAUAUUUCGAAGAGCUGCGCAAGCUUGAUUAUCAGUACGCAGAGAUCCCAGUAACGCUACCAGAGGAGUACGAUGCAAUGCUACAGGGAGCGUUGCAAGGAGCAGCCUUCUUUGACAAUGACAGUGACAGCGAAAGUGAAAACGAGAUCGAAGAAGUUAUCGAGGUCAGAGUACCUCCUGGUCCUUUAGGUGUUCUGCUUGAUAGCGGGAUCCAAGAGUGCGCGGUUGUUCAUGGGUUUACCAAUCUCGGGACUGGUGAGAAAGGACCAAUUGAGCUACAUGGCGACGUGUACCCCGGCAUGUACAUCAUGAGCAUUAACGAAGCCAAUGCAUCGCUUAUGUCACUGCAGCAGGUCACUCAGCUGCUGGGUAAAUUGGCUCGCAAAGAGAAGCUUAUUCGCUUUGCCGUCUUUCGUCCGGGAUCUCCUCGUAAUCGUAGCGUGAAAGACACAUCCUCCCAAUUUUCAGAUCAGCGCUCGUCGAUCACUUCCAAUGUGUCUUUGCCACCACCCGUACCAGCACCUGCCAAGCCGCCAACACCAAAUUCCACUCGCGCCAGCUUUAGCUCCCGUUUCGCCAAUCUAGCAGCUUCUGUUAUGGAUAAAAGAUCGUCUACUUCUCGAACCAGCUUUACUUCUUCUGCAGGCGCAAAGACGCCAUGA